Penicillium egyptiacum is the source of this 1044-nucleotide messenger RNA. Lineage: Eukaryota; Fungi; Ascomycota; Eurotiomycetes; Eurotiales; Aspergillaceae. The record is from the annotation of a GenBank genome assembly.
AUGUCUGACAUCAAGACAGUCAUUCCCCCAGGGUCCCGUGUACUUGUCACUGGUGUCAACGGCUAUGUGGCCUCGCAUGUUGCCAAGCAGCUUUUGGCACGCGGCUUCAAGGUACGAGGUACGGUCAGGGACCUUGAACGAACAUCCUGGCUCGUCAAAGAUGUUUUCAAAACCUACGCCAACAACGACGAUUUUGAGCUUGUCACCAUCAAAGACUUCACAGCCGAGGGUGUUUACAACAGCGCCAUAAAGGGGGUGUCCGCAAUAGCCCAUGUGGCGUCUGUCGUCACCUUCGACCCGGAUCCAACUACUGUUGUACCUCAGACGGUUGAUGCGGCCACCCGCAUAAUGGAAGCAGCAUUGAAAGAGCCGUCGGUGAAGGCUGUUAUCUAUACCAGUUCCAUUGUGGCCACUACUAUGCCCAUGCCCGGGAACACUACACACGUGGAUCGCAAUACAUGGAAUGAGACUGCUGUGCAACUGGCCUGGGCUCCGCCACCGCACGAUGCCAAGCAAGGCAGCAUUGUCUACAUGGCAAGCAAAGUCGAGGCAGAGAAAGCUGUGUGGAAGUUUGUCGAGGAGAAGAACCCGCAUUUCAGGGUCAACUCGGUCUGUCCGGCGAUGAUCAUGGGCGAGGCGCUCAGUGACAGUCAUCUUCAGUCUGAGGGAUCCUGGAUUAAGCAACUUUGGGACGGUAACGUAUCCACGCUAGCUGGUUUUCCUGCGACAUAUCACAUCGACGUGAAGGAUGUCGCUUUAUUGCAUGUCGCUGCUAUCCUAGAUCCGGACAUCAACAACGAACGUCUUCAGGCCUGGGCAGAAAACUGCAACUGGAACGAUAUUCUCGCCAUCAUGCGCAAGAUGUACCCACAGCGUCAGUUCGUAGACGAUCUCCCAGGCAUGGUGAAGCUUAGCAUCACGGCAGACUUCACGUUGCCGUUGGCCUUGUUGAAGAAGUGGGGGGACCAAAUUGGCUGGAGGACCUUGGAACAGACUGUUGAAGACAAUGUGAAAUCAAUCCAGGAACGAGAGUCGAGGACCUAG